GUAAUCCAUUGAAAUGUCUACCAGUUGAAUAUAACCUUACCAUUGCAGUAUGUACAAUUUGUAAUCCAUUCAAAUGUCUACUAGUUGAAUAUAACCUUACCAUUGCAGUAUGUACAAUUUGUAAUCCAUUGAAAUGUCUACCAGUUGAAUAUAACCUUACCAUUGCAGUAUGUACAAUUUGUAAUCCAUUCAAAUGUCUACCAGUUGAAUAUAACCUUACCAUUGCAGUAUGUACAAUUUGUAAUCCAUUCAAAUGUCUACUAGUUGAAUAUAACCUUACCAUUGCAGUAUGUACAAUUUGUAAUCCAUUCAAAUGUCUACCAGUUGAAUAUAACCUUACCAUUGCAGUAUGUACAAUUUGUAAUCCAUUCAAAUGUCUACUAGUUGAAUAUAACCUUACCAUUGCAGUAUGUACAAUUUGUAAUCCAUUCAAAUGUCUACCAGUUGAAUAUAACCUUACCAUUGCAGUAUGUACAAUUUGUAAUCCAUUGAAAUGUCUACCAGUUGAAUAUAACCUUACCAUUGCAGUAUGUACAAUUUGUAAUCCAUUCAAAUGUCUACUAGUUGAAUAUAACCUUACCAUUGCAGUAUGUACAAUUUGUAAUCCAUUGAAAUGUCUACCAGUUGAAUAUAACCUUACCAUUGCAGUAUGUACAAUUUGUAAUCCAUUCAAAUGUCUACCAGUUGAAUAUAACCUUACCAUUGCAGUAUGUACAAUUUUUAAUCCAUUCAAAUGUCUACUAGUUGAAUAUAACCUUACCAUUGCAGUAUGUACAAUUUGUAAUCCAUUCAAAUGUCUACCAGUUGAAUAUAACCUUACCAUUGCAGUAUGUACAAUUUGUAAUCCAUUGAAAUGUCUACCAGUUGAAUAUAACCUUACCAUUGCAGUAUGUACAAUUUGUAAUCCAUUCAAAUGUCUACCAGUUGAAUAUAACCUUACCAUUGCAGUAUGUACAAUUUGUAAUCCAUUGAAAUGUCUACUAGUUGAAUAUAACCUUACCAUUGCAAAUGUGCCAAGAUUCAGUGGGAUAAUCAUGAGAAUUCUUAAAUGGCUUCCUAGAACUGGAUUAAAGUCCAUACUUGCUUGGUCAACAAUGAGAAAAACAAAUCUUACCCUACUGAGAGAAAUUGAAAUUCCUGACUUCCCAACUGUGAUCCCAGUACCAUUGCCAUCGUGGAAACCUGUACCAGUAGAAGACAGACAGGUUGAGUUGGAGGGACUCAUUAAACCAAGCAAAGCAAGGAAUGGCUCUUUUCAGUAUGUCACGAUUUCAGAUCUCAUUUCUGCCUUCAGGUCUGGUAAAACAACUCCUCUUGAGGUUGUUCAGAGGAUCCUUGAUGCCAUGAGAGAGUUUGAUGCCAUGAACCCACCCUUACUGGCAAUCACACAGUGCCACAGGGAAGAAGUGCUAAAGCUGGCCAAGGCUUCUACGGAGCGAUAUGCUCAAGGAAAAAGUCUUUCCAUAUUUGAUGGAAUUCCUGUGGCUUUCAAAGAGGAGUACAGUGUGGUCUCAUACCGUCGUCGUGAGGGGACAACUUUCAUGGGUGAUAAACCUUGUGAUAGAGAUGCAGUUGUUGUCAAGAAAUUACGGGAUGGUGGAGCUGUCAUUAUUGGCAUGACAAACAUGCACGAGAUUGGCAUAGGUGUGACUGGCAGCAACGUCAAUAGACUGCAUGGCACUCCAAGAAAUCCCCACAAUGUUCAUCACUAUACGGGCGGCAGCUCAAGCGGAUCUGCGGCUGCAGUUGCUGCAGGAUUGUGUGUGGUUGGGCUUGGUACAGAUGGUGGUGGGUCUAUCCGCAUACCCUCGUCAGCAUGCGGAGUGGUGGGUGUAAAAGCGACAUUUAAUCGGAUCACCAAAGCUGGUUUAACUGAUUUGUCACUAAGUGGCUCUGUGGGCCAUGCAGGUCCUAUAUGCAAUUCUGUGAGAGAUGCGGCUAUAACUUACGCCUAUCUCGCGGGCCCAGAUCCUCAAGAUACAAUGAGUUUAAACCAGCCUGUCGUAUCACUGCAAGACUUUGAGCAAACCAAUAUGGACGGAGUUACCAUAGCUGUCGACUGGAGGUUUUUUGAGGACACAGAUAAAGAGGUGUUUGGGUGUUGUCAAGAAGCUCUGCGAUACCUCGAGUCGCGUGGUGCGACUGUCGUCAGCAUACAGAUACCUGAGCUAGAGGAAGCGCGUGUCGCACACAUCGUUACAAUCCUGACGGAAUUCGCCACAGGGAUGGAGCCAUUUUACAAGAAACACUACUACGACAUGAAUCCAGACACAGUGAUGUCACUUUCUCUCGGUCGAAUGCUGACAGCCUUUGACUACUACCAGGCUCAGAAGCAGAGAACCCGAAUGAUGCAGUUCCUGGAAGACUUUUUCCAAGAACAGAAAAUCGACUGCAUAAUUACACCAGCGUUAGGUAUAAAAGUUCCCAAGAUUCCUAGCGGUGCAAUUUCGCACGGUGAAGCAAACACACCUCAGAUGUCUGCGAUGAUGAGGUUCAUGCAGCUGGGCAAUCUGACAGGCGUUCCUUGCAUGACCUUGCCCGUUGGUUACGAUGGCAACGGCCUACCCAUCAGCCUUCAGGUGAUGAGCGGAUGGUGGCAGGAGCACAAGAUGCUACGUGUUGCGCAUGCGUGUGAAAAUGUUCUCGAGAAAAAGCAACCACAGGUUUACCGUGAUAUGCUGCAGUAGCGAAGACGGAGGAGAAUUAGGCCGAUGGGCUAGAUUAUUGUAAGUUAUACAGAUGAACAUAUGGAAUAAGAAAAAUAGUGAUAUUAUUCUGGAAACAGGAUAAAACAAGGCCCUACAACAUUCAGGAUUCCUCAAUCAACGAGGAAGGCCUUCGAUUUCGAAAAGUGGGGUCACUUUUCGCUCGAAAGUGCGAUAUUAGUUACAUUUAAAAGCCGGCAAAACCCUACGAAAACCCGUUGUAUGGCAAUAAAACUUGGUAUGGUU
This is a messenger RNA of Nematostella vectensis (starlet sea anemone), 2951 nucleotides long. Its product is annotated as fatty acid amide hydrolase. The record is from RefSeq and is a predicted model, not a curated record. Gene Ontology annotation, cellular component: mitochondrion; glutamyl-tRNA(Gln) amidotransferase complex. Gene Ontology annotation, molecular function: glutaminyl-tRNA synthase (glutamine-hydrolyzing) activity. NCBI's taxonomy places the organism in Eukaryota, Metazoa, Cnidaria, Anthozoa, Actiniaria, Edwardsiidae. Gene Ontology annotation, biological process: glutaminyl-tRNAGln biosynthesis via transamidation; mitochondrial translation. The coding region runs from base 1035 to 2687 and encodes 550 amino acids. The transcript has 22 exons.